GCCCUUUCCCCAGAUCGCCUAACGCUCAGGGUAGGGUGUGCAUAGGCAGAACAUAACCUAAGCUUAAAACUUUCUUUAGUGAAAGUACAUACUUACACUUUUUGUUUUUUUAAAUCUCCUUUCACUUGCUAAUUUUAAGCUUGUGGAGUUUUUUUUCCAACUCUUAUUUUUCAUCACAUUCAAGGCAACGUAACUUCAUCCAAGUUCUCAGAUGCAAAUGCAUGCUCGACACCGUGACAGCACCCGCAGCACUGCCCUUUGCCGUUCAGCUGAAGGCCCUGAUGGACCUUGAGGGCCGAUACCAACCAAAGCUGAGCGGCUUGCGGCUCAUCGAGAGUUCCCAGGACAACGGCCUCAGGAUGACCACCCGACUGAGGGAGCUCGAGGUCAAGGACUUGCUUUCUCUGACCAGGUUCUUUGGUUUCAGCUCAGAGACCUUCUCACUGGCCAUCAGCUUGCUGGAUCGAUUUCUAUCUGUAAUGAAGAUUCAACCUAAGCACCUGUCCUGCGUGGGCCUGUGUUGCGUCUACAUCGCCAUUAAGUCCACAGAAGAGGAGAAGAACGUGCCUCUAGCCAACGAACUGAUCCGCAUCAGUCAGAGACGCUUUACAGUAUCUGACAUGAUGAGGAUGGAGAAGAUCAUCAUGGAGAAGCUCUACUGGAAGGUGAAGGCCCCCACAGCCCUCCGCUUUCUGCGCCUCUUUCACAACAACAUCCAGGAGCAGCUCGACGCUGAGAGCAAGAAGAUACUGAGCCUUGAUCGACUGGAGGCUCAGCUAAAAGCCUGUCACUGCUCAUUUGUCUUCUCCAAAAUGAAGCCAUCUAUGCUCGCUAUGGCUCUCCUGUGUUAUGAGUCCCAGGAGCAACACGACCCUGAGUACAGUGACAAAAUAGCUGAGGCCCUGACAAGUCUGCAGCAGCAACUGAAUAUCAGGGACGGGGACUUGGUUUGCGUGCGAGUGUUGGUUGGAAAAUGCCUGGUUGAAUAUGCCAACACCAGGUGCUCCAGGCCUAACGGCCAGAGGCUUCGCUGGACUAUUUCGGGAAGAACUGCACGUCAGCUGAAGCCUAGCUACUACAAGAUCACCCACCUUCCCACCAUUCCUGAGUCAGCUUGUUAAACCUGCGGGCACGAACGGGUGACCUUACAUGUGGGGGGGUAAUUACAACCCCCCCCCCCAAAUGAGGUCACCCACGUACAGCCACUAUUAUUUUCCUUACAGAUUUUCAUCUAUGAUGAUGAAUUUCUUUAGGGAAAAGCUACAAAUAUAACUUUUACAUUUUUGUUUGUCCUUUUACAUUGAAAAAGCGCACUGUAUUUUAUCUGCCCCAACGACAAUGAGUAAUGAUUUGUCAGAAAGGUUCUGCCAUCCUGCUAAGUUUUACUUUCAUGGUUGAGUUGCUUGCACAAGUGUACAGUAUGUUCUUGAUAAAAUCUGUACCAGGUUGUUUUGCUAUUUCCUGGAACGGGUUGCUGGUUUUAAGCAAAAAUAAGUAUAGAACCACCUAGGUCCUCAGUCCACCAUGUGGAAGAGGAGGGAGAAGGAUUUUGUGAACAGCAAAAAUGGAACCAAGUUAUCGGGCCCAAAAUCCUUAACUCCUACCCUAGGUUGAUGAACUGUCCUGAUUGCACACUCCUACCCAAGGUGAUGAUUUUUUGUUUUUAUUUUGAUACGGCGAGGGAGCUCUGGUUAAGUCCAGUGAAGUGAGGCUAUUGACAAUAUGACCGUCAUGUAUGGCUGACCAUACUCUUUGAGCUGAGAUGCCCAUGGUAACAGAUGCGUUGUUUCACCAAUUCUUAAUUAGUGUACACAGAGUGAAGUACCACCUUAAUUGAUUUCAGUUGUCAAUUAUGCAAAGAACACUGAAAAAAAAGUUUGUUGCAGUGGAAAUGUGGGUUGGAAUUUGUAUUGCAUUUUCUUUGCCUGUUUCCCUGUCGAGUAGAGGUUUCUUUUAGUGACAAAAAUAAAAUGUGUUCUCAAAUUCAAAAUGGCUAAUUGAAUACACCAUCUUGUUAACCUUAAAGUUGUACCUUUCAAUAAAGUUUUUAUUGAAAAGCUAA
This is a messenger RNA of Notothenia coriiceps (black rockcod), 2062 nucleotides long. RefSeq names its product cyclin G1 (gene ccng1). The transcript is spliced from 7 exons. The coding region runs from base 222 to 1121 and encodes 299 amino acids. The record is from RefSeq and is a predicted model, not a curated record. Lineage: Eukaryota; Metazoa; Chordata; Actinopteri; Perciformes; Nototheniidae.